GGCGGGGCUGCCGGGCGGGAGCGGGAGGCUGUGGCCGCGGGCGGGAGGGACGCGGCGGGGCCGGAGCGGAGCCGGAGCUGAGCGGGAGCGGCGGCCGCAGCCAGGGAUUGCGGAGCGGCGGGAACAGGGUGCGUCGGGCUCCAUGGCGCCAGCGGCGUCUGCCUGAACAGUACCGGCAGCAGCGGGCGGCGGCCAGAUCCGGCCCGGACUCUUCCUUGCCAUGGGGGACGUGCUGUCCACGCACCUGGACGACGCCCGUCGCCAGCACAUAGCAGAGAGAACCGGGAAGAUCCUGAGGGAGUUUCUUCGCUACUAUGAGGACCAGUAUGGCGUGGCGCUCUUCAACAGCAUGCGUCACGAGAUCGAGGGCACGGGGCUGCCCCAGGCCCAGCUGCUGUGGCGCAAGGUUCCACUGGAUGAACGUGUCAUCUUUUCAGGGAACCUCUUUCAGUACCAGGAGGACAGCAAGAAGUGGAGGAACCGCUUCAGCCUUGUGCCCCACAACUAUGGGCUGGUGCUGUAUGACAACAAAGUGGCCUGUGAGAGGCAAGUUCCACCGCGAGCCAUCAUCAAUAGCGCAGGCUACAAAAUCCUCACCUCCCUGGACCAGUACCUGGAACUUGUUGGCAACUCCUUACCAGGGACCACAUCAAAAUCGGGCAGUGCCCCCAUCCUCAAGUGCCCCACACAGUUCCCGCUCAUCCUCUGGCAUCCUUAUGCGCGUCACUACUAUUUCUGCAUGAUGACGGAAGGCGAGCAGGACAAGUGGCAGGCAGUGCUGCAGGACUGCAUCCGUCACUGCAACAAUGGGAUCCCUGAGGACUCCAAGGUGGAAGGCCCUGCGUUCACAGACGCCAUCCGCAUGUACCGCCAGUCAAAGGAGCUGUACGGCACCUGGGAGAUGCUAUGUGGGAACGAGGUGCAGAUCCUGAGCAACCUGGUGAUGGAGGAGCUGGGCCCUGAGCUGAAGGCAGAGCUCGCCCCACGACUGAAGGGAAAACCACAGGAGCGGCAGCGGCAGUGGAUCCAGAUCUCAGACGCCGUAUACCGCAUGGUGUAUGAGCAGGCCAAGGCAAACUUCGAGGAGGUACUAGCUAAGCUGCAGCUGGCCCGGCCAGCCAUGGAGGCCGUCAUCCGCACGGACAUGGACCAGAUCAUCACCUCCAAGGAGCAUCUGGCCAGUAAGAUCCGAGCCUUCAUCCUCCCUAAGGCCGAGGUGUGUGUCCGGAACCAUGUCCAGCCCUACAUCCCAUCCAUCCUGGAGGCUCUGAUGGUGCCCACCAGCCAGGGCUUCACUGAGGUGCGGGAUGUCUUCUUCAAGGAGGUCACUGAUAUGAACCUGAAUGUCAUUAAUGAAGGUGGCAUCGACAAGCUGGGCGAGUACAUGGAGAAGCUGUCCCAGCUGGCAUUCCACCCCCUGAAGAUGCAGAGCUGCUACGAGAAGAUGGAGCCGCUGCGGCUGGACGGACUGCAGCAGCGUUUCGACGUAUCCAGCACGUCUGUGUUCAAGCAGCGAGCCCAGAUCCACAUGCGGGAGCAAAUGGACAAUGCCGUGUACACCUUUGAGACCCUCCUGCACCAGGAGCUGGGGAAGGGGCCCACAAAGGAGGAGCUGUGCACGUCCAUCCAGCGCAUCCUUGAGCGGGUGCUGAAGAAAUAUGACUAUGACAGCAGCUCUGUGCGGAAGAGGUUCUUCCGGGAGGCACUGCUGCAGAUCACCAUCCCCUUCUUGCUCAAGAAGCUGGCGCCCACCUGCAAGUCGGAGCUGCCCCGCUUCCAGGAGCUGAUCUUCGAGGACUUUGCCAGGUUUAUCCUGGUGGAGAACACAUAUGAGGAGGUGGUGCUGCAGACCGUCAUGAAGGACAUCCUGCAGGCUGUGAAGGAGGCUGCCGUGCAGAGGAAGCACAACCUGUACCGGGACAGCAUGGUCAUGCACAACAGCGACCCUAACCUGCACCUGCUGGCUGAGGGAGCACCCAUCGACUGGGGCGAAGAGUAUGGUGACAGCGGCAGGGGUGGGGGCAGUGGCAGCCCCAGCCCAAGUGCCCAGGAAGCAGCCCCUCUCUCGGAAAAGCGACGGCGUGCCAAGCAGGUGGUCUCCGUGGUCCAAGAUGAGGAGGCAGGGCUGCCUUUUGAGGCUGGUCCUGAGCCACCAUCCCCUGCGUCCCCAGACAGUGUCACUGAGCUCCGUGGGCUGCUGGCCCAGGAUCUACGGGCUGAGAGCCCCCUGCCAGCUGGCCCCCUGCUUAACGGGGCCCCCGCUCAGGAGAGCCCCCAGCCCUCGUCAGUCCCUGAGGCCUUCUCACCAUCCACCUCACCCCGGCAUCUCUCGCCUGGGAAGGCUGUGGAUCUGGACGCCCCCAAGCCCAGUGACCAGGAGACUGGGGAGCAGGUGUCCAGUCCUGGCAGCCGCCCCCCCAUCCACAUCACCACUGAGGACAGUGCAGGGGUACAGACGGAGUUCUAGAUCAGCCAGUCCCCACACUUCUGCUGGACAUGGCGCAGAGGACACCCCCUAAGGCACAGGCAGGCUCAGCACUAGGGAGGGGCCACCCCAAUCUGUGCCUUGUGGUGGAGGUGGGCAGGGGCUGGUGUGGCAUCUGCAAGGGUCAGCCAGGGAUGAGCCCACCAGAGUCACUUCAUUGGGUUUGGUCAACACUUUAUUACUCCUCAUUUUCUCUUCUGUGGGAUGAUCCUGGAUGCAGGGUCUGGUUUUGGGGCUUUCGUCCUUGUGCUAGGGCUGGACGCAGCUGAAGGGGUCUGGAAGCUCUGCCCUGCCUGUCUGUGCCCUGUUUCCCUCGUGAGUCCUGCCAUCCUUCUUGGAGAUGGAGGUAAAAGCAUCAUGUAUAGGUCGGGCACGGUGGCUCACACCCACACCUGUAAUUCCAGCACUUUGGGAGGCCCAGGUGGGAGGAUCACUUGAGAAGCAUUCAAGGCCAGCCUGAGCAUCAUACUAAGACCCCAUCUCUACAAUAAUAGAAUAAUUAGGCAUGACAGCACACACCUGUAGUCCCAGCUACCUGGAUGCCCAGGAGAUUGAGGUUGCAGUGAGGUAUGAUGGUGCCACUGAAACUCUAUCUAGCCUGGGUGAUAAAGUGAGACCUUGCCUCAAAAAAAAAAGUGUAAUGUGCUGUGAAGGCAGGGAAUCCCUAGGAUUUCACCCAGGGGCAGGGACAAGGAAGAUGGAGUCUAAGGCGCUAUCUCUGGCUCUGUUCUGCUCCCUGGCCUCAAAGUGGACACAAGCCUGGUUUUCCUGACGUGGGGAAGGAGAAAUAAAAGGGGGUGUGUGUGGCCAGGCUGGGAAUUCCGGGGGAGGGACGGGUGGAAGGGGGUUGUCCGUCAGAGAUGCGUAGGCAAGGGGCCAGGGAUGAAAUGAGAAAGGCUGGAAUGUUCUGGUGUGCGGAGGGGACGUGUCCUGAGGGAUGGAGGGAGCUGACUUCUGGGAGAUGCUGGGGGCGUGUGGGUGAGGCUGACAUUGAUGUGGUGGAGUUAGGGCUGCUGUGUGCCCCCAUCUCUCCUGCCAGCCCAGCCUAGCCCCUCCCUCUUGCCUGAGGCCUGCGGGUCCCCAGGGUCCCCUCCAUUUCCCAACUCUGCUGUGCCAACACUCAUGCUUUGGGCUAGAGCAGAAGGCAGGGCUUGGUGGGCUCUGUCCUCAGGGCCACUCUAAGGUACUCACUGCCCCCCAGGGAGCAGAGGGAUAGACCGUGGCCCCCAAGACACCACCGGUGACCCUCUUGGACGAUUUGGGGUCAGGCUGUGGCUUGGCCUCUGCUACCUGGGAGUCACUUUGGGCCUGGCCAUCAUCCUUUCACAGCUUCCUAGUCCUGGAGUUGGGUGUAAAGCAAAGGUGCCCCAGCUUGGCAGCUCUCGCUCUAGAAUCUCUCCUGUUGCUGUGAGGGGAAGAGGCAGAGCAGAAGUUGACUCCUUCAAGGUCCCCUGGGUGGGUCCCUGUCCUCACCCUGCACCCUCCAUCCCCCAGACUUGCUCUCCAGGGUGGGGGCCUUAGAUCCACAGAAUGUGUGGUGACGGCUGGUGCUCAGGGACCCUCAACCCCCCAGCCCUGGUCUCAGCCACGUCACCUUCCUCUCCUACCGACACUUUGUCUUCAGAUGCUUUAGUUACAGUGCCUUCAAGGGUUUCCGAUCAUCCUUACCAGAUAUUGUAUUGAAAAUAUUAUGCAAACUGUUUAAGCUUCUACUAAUCAAUAAAUGCUUUAUUUAAAGCCA
Messenger RNA from Nycticebus coucang (slow loris), 4226 nucleotides. It is a transcript of the gene NIBAN2, whose product is annotated as niban apoptosis regulator 2. Bases 221 to 2467 code for a protein of 748 amino acids. The transcript has 14 exons. The record is from RefSeq and is a predicted model, not a curated record. NCBI's taxonomy places the organism in Eukaryota, Metazoa, Chordata, Mammalia, Primates, Lorisidae.